This is a messenger RNA of Suillus clintonianus, 541 nucleotides long. RefSeq lists its product as uncharacterized. The transcript has a single exon. The record is from RefSeq and is a predicted model, not a curated record. Bases 110 to 406 code for a protein of 98 amino acids. NCBI's taxonomy places the organism in Eukaryota, Fungi, Basidiomycota, Agaricomycetes, Boletales, Suillaceae.
GGACACUACUCCAUUCUUUUGAGCACGACUAUAUUUUGAAUUCCGUCGCACUUUCACCCAAACACAUUAAUGUUCUGGCGUGUGUGGGCAAUUAUGGUAUUGCUAAACUAUGGGACACAGAGACCGAGGUUUGAAUUUGAACCAUCAAACUGCUGCUUUGUGCCCUGCCCGUAAAAGCUCCCGCUGUGAGUUAUUUACCUUAUCUCUCGCGUACAGUUAUAACACUAUUCUAGUUUACGUGGAUUGGGUCAAGUCAGGAUGGAAGAUGGAUGACCACUGGAAACCAAUGUCCGUUGAUGCAUUCACGAUACGAGCCUGUGGAUUCGGCUACCUCCGUGGCCAUGCAGCCGUGCAGGUGUGUCCGAGUUUUCUUUUCUUGCUUCUAGCCUCUCUAUUUCUGUGUUGAUCUAUGCGCUUCAUGUGUUCACCUACAGAUCAACCACGUCAGGUGCAUUGCCAUGCGUCGGGGUUGCACUACCCUUACUGCGCAUCCUUUUCAAAUUAUCAUCCGAUGACCGUGGCAGAGAGGGCUACUGAGGAU